CUUCGAACGUCCGGAAAAUAUUAGGCUUGAGGCCUAGACACGCGAAGCGUAGGACGGAGUCUAAAUCGGAGAAGAACACCGAUAGAGCAAACAUGGCAGAGAAUGAUGUUGACAACGAGCUGUUGGACUACGAGGAGGAUGAAGAGCCACAGGGAGCGACGGAGAGUGCAGUCCCAGCAGUGAAGAAGGAGGUAAAAGGAUCCUACGUCUCCAUCCACAGCUCUGGCUUCCGAGACUUCUUGCUCAAACCUGAGCUGCUUCGUGCCAUUGUCGACUGUGGCUUUGAACAUCCAUCUGAAGUCCAACAUGAGUGCAUUCCACAAGCCAUUCUGGGCAUGGACAUCUUAUGCCAAGCCAAGUCUGGCAUGGGGAAGACGGCAGUAUUUGUUCUCGCCACACUACAGCAGAUUGAGCCGGUUGAUGGGCAGGUGUCUGUGCUAGUGAUGUGUCACACACGUGAGCUGGCCUUCCAGAUCAGCAAAGAGUAUGAGCGCUUCUCCAAGUACAUGCCCACAGUGAAAUGCUCAGUGUUCUUUGGUGGUCUGUCCAUUAAGAAGGACGAAGAGGUGCUAAAGAAGAGCUGCCCGCACAUCGUGGUUGGCACACCAGGCCGCAUCCUUGCGCUCAUCCGAAACAAGACCCUCAACCUCAAAAAUAUCAAGCACUUCGUCCUGGAUGAGUGUGACAAGAUGUUGGAGCAGCUUGAUAUGAGGCGGGACGUGCAAGAUAUCUUCAGGCUGACCCCUCACGAGAAGCAGGUUAUGAUGUUCAGCGCCACACUCAGCAAAGAGAUCCGACCCGUCUGUCGCAAGUUCAUGCAAGACCCAAUGGAGGUGUUUGUGGAUGACGAGACAAAGCUAACACUGCAUGGCCUACAGCAGUACUACUGUAAGCUGAAGGACAGCGAGAAGAACCGCAAACUCUUUGACCUGCUUGAUGUGCUUGAAUUCAACCAGGUGGUGAUCUUUGUGAAGUCCGUACCACGCUGCGUCGCUCUCUCGCAACUUCUAGUGGAGCAGAACUUCCCUGCCAUUGCCAUCCACAGAGGCAUGGCCCAGGAAGAGAGGUUGUCAAGGUAUCAGCAGUUUAAAGAUUUCCAGAGAAGGAUCUUGGUGGCAACUAACCUUUUCGGCAGGGGGAUGGACAUUGAGCGCGUUAACAUUGUCUUCAACUACGACAUGCCUGAGGACUCCGACACAUACCUGCAUAGGGUGGCUCGUGCUGGUCGGUUUGGGACCAAGGGUUUGGCCGUCACUUUUGUGUCGGACGAGACAGAUGCCAAGACCUUAAAUGACGUCCAGGACCGCUUUGAGGUGAACGUGGCUGAACUGCCUGAUGAAAUCGACAUUUCUUCCUACAUUGAGCAGUCCAGAUGAAUUGUUCCAGUAAUGCCUGUGGUCCACUUGGUGUUUUUUGUAACAGCAGAAAAGGCCCUGCUUAUUUUAUUUUGAUACCUGCUUACACACCCCACCUCUUCACCUGCCCAUAGACUCCUCUCUCUGUUAAACAUGUACCUUGUUUAUUUUAUUGUGGUCUGGGGUAAAUCCUUUUUUAAUUUCUCUUGUUAAUCGUGGUUGUUUAUUGGUUUGAGAAUUAAAACUUUUUUUAUACUA
Messenger RNA from Colossoma macropomum (tambaqui), 1613 nucleotides. RefSeq names its product DEAD (Asp-Glu-Ala-Asp) box polypeptide 39Aa (gene ddx39aa). Bases 93 to 1376 code for a protein of 427 amino acids. The transcript has 10 exons. Gene Ontology annotation, biological process: mRNA export from nucleus; mRNA splicing, via spliceosome. Lineage: Eukaryota; Metazoa; Chordata; Actinopteri; Characiformes; Serrasalmidae. Gene Ontology annotation, molecular function: RNA binding; RNA helicase activity; ATP binding. The record is from RefSeq and is a predicted model, not a curated record.